CAGCUGGAGGCUCUGUGUGUGGCAGCCUGGAGACCCCACAACCUCCAGCCGGAGGCCUGAAGCGGGAGACCACGCCAGGUGCCUGAUGAUACUGGGAAUUUUCCUGGGUGCUUCGGGUCUUCCCAGCACUCUGGUCUCGCCUGCCCUGCCUCUCGGGCUCUGCCCAGCUUCCUGAGUCCUGACAGAGCACAGUGGGGGAGAUGUUGGCAGAGGCAGCAGAUGGGCUCACGGCCAUCCCUCCUGCAGGAGCAGCAGCUGGAGCCAGAGCCAUGUGGCUGUGCCCUCUGGCCCUCACUCUCACCUUGAUGGCAGCCUCUGGCGCUGCGUGCGAAGUGAAGGACGUUUGUGUUGGAAGCCCUGGUGUCCCCGGCACUCCUGGAUCCCAUGGCCUGCCAGGCAGGGAUGGGAGAGAUGGUGUCAAAGGAGACCCUGGCCCUCCAGGCCCCAUGGGUCCACCUGGAGAUAUGCCAUGUCCUCCUGGGAAUGAUGGGCUGCCUGGAGCCCCUGGUAUCCCUGGACAGCGUGGAGAAAAGGGGAAGCCUGGCGAGAGGGGCCCUCCAGGGCUUCCAGCUCAUCUAGAUGAGGAGCUCCAAGCCACACUCCACGACUUCAGACAUCAAAUCUUGCAGACAAGGGGAGCCCUCAGUCUACAGGAGUCCAUACUGGCAGUAGGAGGGAAGGUCUUCUCCACCAAUGGGCAGUCUGCCACUUUUGAUGCCAUUCAGGAGGCAUGCGCCAGAGCAGGCGGCCACAUUGCUGUCCCGAGGAAUCCAGAGGAAAACGAAGCCAUUGCAAGCUUCGUGAAGAAGUACAACACGUAUGCCUAUGUGGGCCUGACUGAAGGACCAAGCCCUGGAGAUUUCCGCUACUCAGAUGAGACCCCUGUAAACUACACCAACUGGUACCCAGGGGAGCCCGCGGGUCGGGGAACAGAGCAGUGUGUGGAGAUGUACACAGACGGGCGGUGGAAUGACAGGAACUGCCUGUACAACCGACUGACCAUCUGUGAGUUCUGAGAGGCAUUUAUGCCACGGGACAGGGAGGAUCCUGUCUGGCCUUCAGCCUCCAUCCCGAGGCUCCACUUGGUCUGUGAGAUGCUGGAACUCGCUUUCAAUAGAAUUCACUUGUGGCUAUUAGAGCUGAAGGCAUCCUUAGCCACUUCAUUCCCCUAAUGGGCCCUGACUCUUCCCUGGCCAGCCUUGACACUUCCCUUGCAAACCCUCCCAGCACUGCACCCCAGGCAGCCACUCCUAGCCCUGGCCUUCAGCAUGAGAUGGAGCCCUCCUUAUUCCCUAUCUGGUCCAGUUCCUUCACUUACAGAUGGCAGCAGUGAGGUUUUGGGGUAGAAGGACCCUCUGACGUCACAGAGUGCCUGCCUCCUGGUCCCUUUUGCUCUCCCUCUGCAGCCCACUGCCUGCCCAGUGCCAUCAGGAUGUGCAGUCCUGGCCAAGCAUAAUGGCAGAAAGAGGUGGACUUCAGGGAAACCCUACGUGGAGCUAAGGCCACAGUGGAGAUUCUCUGGCACUCUGAGGUCUCCAGGGCAGGCCUGGUCAGGUUCUCCAGGUGGUCAGAGGGCCCAGUGGUGCCCCAGCACAGUGGUGUCCAAGCCAACCCCGUGACUGACAUGUACGAUUUACUCCUUUGAGUCUUUGGAUGCCAACUCAGCCCCCUGACCUGAAGACAGCCGGCCUAGGCCUCUAGGGAAGAGCCCCCCAGUGCAGACGUGAUCCAAGUAACUUUCUGCUGAUGAACGACUCUGCACCCCACUUCAGACCUCGGUGGGCAUUCACACCACCCCCUCCCCCCACACCACCGGCUCCACUUUCCCCUUCCAUUAAUCCAUUCACCCAGAUAAUCAUUAAAAUUAACGUGUGCCAGGUCUUAGGAUGUGUCUUGGGGUGGGCAGGGUACCCAGUGACUCUUGGGGAUAUUUAUUCUCCCUGAGUCUAUGUCUUCAUCUGUGAAAUGGGGAUAAAAUACUUGUUGCUGUCACAAUUAUUACCAUCUCUCCAGCUAGCAAAAUUACUACCAGAGCUGUUACUAGACACAGAGGCUAUUGACCGAGCACAUACCACGUGCCACACACCUUGAUAAGCAAUUCUAAUACAGCUUAUUAUGUACUAUUCAAUCUUCACGCAAUGUCACGGGACCAGUAUUGUUUACUCCAUUUUCUAUAAGGACACUGAAGCUUGGAGGAGUUAAAUGUUUUGAAUAUUAUUCCAGAGAGCAAGUGGCAGAGGCUGGAUCCAAACCCACCUUCCUGCACCUGAAGCUUAUGCUUCCAGCCACCCCACUCCUGAGCUGAAUAAAGAUGAUUUAAGCAUAAUAAA
Macaca mulatta (Rhesus monkey) is the source of this 2330-nucleotide messenger RNA. The record is from RefSeq and is a predicted model, not a curated record. Lineage: Eukaryota; Metazoa; Chordata; Mammalia; Primates; Cercopithecidae.